GACGGGCAGCUUCGGCUGGACGUCUGGCGUGCUGAUGGCCAGCCUUCACAUUUGUGUCUCUGCGGUCGGCCUCGCGUUCCUGUUGCUCGUGCCGUCCGCCUACUACAAGCGGUUCCCGUUCGAGAGCCCGACCCCUGCGACGACCCGGAUCAAGGUUCUGCGCUACGCGGCCUGGGCCCUCACCCUGUCACUCAAGUUCUACACGGGGCGCGUCGUCUUCCGCGCCCUGAACAGCACGAUCGAGGAGCUCCAGAUCAGCCGCCCAGGGCACGAGUCUCUGGACCAGAUCGGCCAGCUGUACCUCAGCGUGGCGUGGUGCAGCGACGUGCUGCUGUGGAUGGUGCUGUGGAGCACGACCCUCGCGCUGUAUUUUGUGGACACGCAGUACUGGUUUCUGGUCCUCUGCACGAUUGUGGGCAUUCUGACCACUCUCGUUCGGAGGUUUGCUGCGAACGAGGGUGUCUGCUGGCUGAAGAACUGUUGGGGCGUUCUGCGCAGGGGGGACGGCAUGUCCAAGCUCACGGAGCGGUUCCAGCAGAAG
This is a messenger RNA of Prorocentrum cordatum, 541 nucleotides long. NCBI's taxonomy places the organism in Eukaryota, Dinophyceae, Prorocentrales, Prorocentraceae. The record is from the annotation of a GenBank genome assembly.